Molecule: messenger RNA, 2862 nt
Organism: Acanthocheilonema viteae
Lineage: Eukaryota; Metazoa; Nematoda; Chromadorea; Rhabditida; Onchocercidae
Source: the annotation of a GenBank genome assembly
AUGAAUAAAUGUAUUUUUGUAGGAAUCUACCUCUCAGUGAUCUCUGAUGUGAAUGCGUUUGUGUUGUUCUCACCACAACACGGCACAAAUGAUAACAGAACAACAAUUUUUUUGCAGGAUGGUUGUCCAUCUCGUUCAAGUUUCAUUGUUGGAACAGAAUCUGGGCGACGUCAUGUGCUUUCAUUGGAUAGCAUCAGAAGACCGGAUUGCGCUGUGAUGAUCAAAAUUGCUUCAACUGAGAGACCAUUUGUGGAUUUGGUGGCAGUAGCGGAUGUUUCAUUACUAUCACACGUUCGUCAACCUCUUUGUAUCACCGCACAAUUGACACUGUCAACAUCAGUGACGGUCCCAGUGUCGUGCACUUUGUCACCCUUCGAUUCUACCCGCCAGACAUGUCUUCUGCGAGUCAUUGUACCUUAUUCGUGGUUUCCGCUUAACAAUGGUCAUAAGCAGAUCAUCACACUUCUGCAUUCCACAGAUAAAGAAUGUGGCGCUUUACAUGCUGAAUUACAUCGUACAAAAAUAACACUGCGUUUACAACUAUUGUCACCAACGAAUUUUACUUUUGCGGCAAGUUCACUUACAACUUUAUUGUUGCAUUUUGAUUAUGACGGUAGUAAUGAAACUCGUUUUACUGCCAUGCAGAUAAGAAUUUGGUUGAACAGUUAUUUGAAACUUCUUAGCGUCACCUCAGCCAAUCCAAAGCUAUGGACAAUACAAGUAGAAGGUGCUUCUCAUCCUGAUACUCAUAUGACCUUCACAUGCCAUUAUCAUUCUUCCUCCUUAGAUGAUAAUUUAGAGAGAUUCAAAGGGUAUAUAAUGAUGAUGUUAAUUAAAGUAAAAAGCUCAAUAGGAAUAAAAUCCGAAAAACAGUCCAAUACCAUUGACAGUGAUUUGGUCAGAGUUCACUGGGAAGUGCAAUAUUUUAUCGCUGAAAAUUCUACUUACAUGAGUAAAACAAUAGCAAAGAGAGUAACGACACAAUUCCGCAUAUUUUCGGAUUUCGUUUAUGCUUUAUUGCCAAUGAUCAAAGGAGAAAACCUGGUCAAUACAGCAGUACUGUCAGGAAAACAAGCUGCAGUACCGAUGAGAAUAUUUUCCGUUACGGAAGGUGGAAAUCUAAAUGAUAUAACGAGUAGCUCAUAUUGUUUGAGUGCUGAAUCACGAGUUGUAAAGGCUUCACCAACUUGUAGUUCCAUUUAUGUUGAUGGGUCAGAGUUACGUGGUAUGAGUAAAGUUAAAGUUCAUAUCCAUUUUGAAAGAUUAACCAGUUCGAUCGAAGUUACAGUUUGGUAUCCACGACUUCCGAUAACUGUUUGGUUAUCAGAUCCAGUGCUAAAUGCCAUCAAAGACUGGCAAAUAGCAGUAUGGAAAUGGCUUCCUAGCAGACGUAAAAGGGAAGCCCGACAAUUUGGCUGUAUCAAUAAAUACCAACAAGCUGAGGUUCGUAUUCUUGCAAGUUAUUAUGUGGGAGACAUUGAGACCGGAGAACGGAUCUAUUUAUCCGGUAAUCGGGAUAUUUUAUUCGAUGUAACGUCAUUGACAAUAAAUCAUGUGCAUAGUUCAAAUAUUGGUGUUGCUGUUGUAUUGCCUCGACAAGAUCGCAUUUUUGUUGUGGCUCAUCGUCCCGGUUCAGCCAGGAUAAUAUUACGUUCAAAUACUCCCAGCAUCGAUUAUGGCAGUGCUCCAAUCGUGGUGACAGAAGAUUCUGUAUCGGUACGACGACUUGUAGUGGAAGGAAUUGUUGAUAUUGCUUUGGAUAUUGAACGAAUUCCGAGAAAGGCCCAUGAAUAUGUUGUUUCAACAUUUAUUCAAAAUACUUUAACUCAUAAGUAUCAGCACGCCACUCUGGUUUGUCGAUUAUAUUUCUCGGAUGAACAGAUGCUUGAAUUAACCGAUAUUCCAUCAGAACAGUACGUGCUGAGAGGAUGGAGUUCAGAUGAGCAAGCUGUAGCAUUGAAUCAUGGGCCGGGUGGCCAUAAUAUUGAAUUAACCGUUCUGCAGAAUGUCAAGAAUGUGCUAAUCUCAGUUAGCUUGCAUAGUCCAGCUCAGUGCAGUGAGCCAGGUUCGAGAGCUAUCAGUCAAAUCGAUUAUCCCGUACAAAUUGAAUUCAGUGAAAAAAAACAUACAAGCACAUCAUCUGUUAUUAAUUAUAAUAGUAGCACGAAACUGGAAUCAACCACGAACUCAAAUAGUUGGAAUUCGGAAAUGUUGCUUGGAUUGAUCAUUCUUUUGGCUGCAAUAAUAGGUAUUGUGCAUGCGAUAGGUUCACGGGCCAGACAACCAUUCAAUGAAGGUUAUGAAAAAUUAGUACUGCCAAUCCUUACACGAUUAAGUUCAUCAAGCUCAUGUGGAAGGGAUGAGAAUUCACAGGAAUGGAUAUGGUUAUCGAAAGCACAAAUUGAUAGUGCCAGUAUAAAUAGCAGGUAUUCACAGAAAUCAACCAUGGAUGUUACUGAUAAUGCAUCAAAUGUAAGUGAUAGGAGUACACAACGUAGCAUAUCAUAUCGUGGAUCAGAAAUUAGCGUAUUCAUAUCUCCACAACCUGCUGUAGCUAUCAAUCUUGAUUCAUUGGGAAGACAUACAACAAGUUGGCGUGGUAGAUCAAGAGCUAAACUGGCAAGAAGUGCGAUGAUUGAUAGUAGUUCUUCAGAACAUAACCUUUCCAGAUAUUCAUAUGCAAAUUCGAAUGGAUGCAGCUUUACUCCGAUCACUCCCGCUGGCAAUGAAAAAAAUCCAUGGAGCAGAGGAGGAGGAACAGCUGCAGCAGCACCCAAACAGGUAUGUUGGCGGCAGAUCGAUCGUGAUUUUAGCUUCGAUUCCAUGCCUGAUAUGGAUGGAAUCCGAGAAACGGUCACCUAA